Messenger RNA from Rhineura floridana, 657 nucleotides. RefSeq names its product zymogen granule membrane protein 16-like. The transcript is spliced from 4 exons. Bases 104 to 640 code for a protein of 178 amino acids. The record is from RefSeq and is a predicted model, not a curated record. NCBI's taxonomy places the organism in Eukaryota, Metazoa, Chordata, Lepidosauria, Squamata, Rhineuridae.
CAACCUUGUGCUUCUACUGACAUAUGCAGGUCCUGAGCAAGUUAAUUUACAAAAUUUUGCUGGAGAAACUAGCAUUGUGAUCUACCUUUUUUCACCCUCCAAGAUGCUGGCAUUCAUUCUCCUGUCCCUCCUCUAUGCUGAAGUGUCCAGUAAUCCAGCUCAGAUGAGGUUCUUCUCUUACUCUGGAGAAUAUGGUGGCAAGAAUGGGGACCCUUUCGACCAAUCAAGUAACCUGCUGGAUGGCCCCAUUACAGCCUUGAGAAUAAGGGCAAACGACAGGUAUAUAGUAAGCAUCCAGGUUCGCUAUGGUGACUCGUGGUCCAGCACUGAAGGGAUCCUGUUGGGUAGCCCAUCUGGCAUGCAGCUGUUUCUCGGAGAAGGAUUUGUGCAGGUCCUGGGCCGUUUUGGAAGCUAUGUGGAGUAUCUUGCCUUCCACACCAAUGUAGGCCGUGUCUUUGCCUUCGGGCCUAGCUCUGGUUCUGGGACCACCUUCGACGCUGAGCCUUUGUUCCCAAACACAAUUCUCCGUUUCAUCAGCGGACGGUCGGGGCCUUUGGUCAAUGCUGUUGGGUUCCACUGGGACAAAGAACAAGAAAUUGGAGGGUGUAAUCAAUCCUCCCUCUCCACACACCAAAAAUAACAACCCAUAUACAGAAG